AUGGAUCUAUCAGCCAAUAAAUCCCAGUGUGACAUCACACAUGAUUGUGAUUGUGAUUCCACAAACAAAGAAAGACCAAGGAGGUAUAUAUCUAGGGCUCAAAUUGUCCUUGAAAUCGAGCCCAGUGUUAGGAAUAUCACAGUUUUAAAUGAUGCACAGAUUAAACUACAGAAAACAAUAAAGGAUAGAAGAGAAGAUGUAUCUGAAGUUCACAAGACACAUGAGAUACAGACAGAAGAUGGAAUGACUGAUGAGGGCAAUGCAAGUCAGAGUAAAAACAUUCAAGGGCUUGGUGUAAACAAUGCCAAAGGAGGAGAAGAUGUACCAAUCACUGGACAAAGCAGUUUAGAUGAAGAAAAAGCAAAAACACAGUUUGUUGGUCAAAAUAGUGUUCAAGUAAAAGAAAAGCGACCUAAAGAUGAUCAAAUUAGUCAACCUGCAAAUGCAAAGAGCAGAUCAACAAUAAUUGGUAAAAAUAGUGCACAAGCAAAGGAUAAAUCAUUAGCUAUAGGUCAAAACCAUAUGGGAAUGAAUGAAAAAGCACCACUGGCUGGUCAAAAUGCUAUACUCCCAAAAAGAAAACCAGCGAUUAGUCAUAAUAAUAUGCAAAUUAAAGAAAAGUCUCUCCCCAUAAAUAAUGUCCAAAUGAAUAAAGACACACCAACAAUUGGGCGUAACAGUGCUGCAGUCCCCAAGAAAGCAACAAUUCCAAGUUUGAGUGAACGUCAGCUGAAGAUCCGGGAAGUAAUGAAAAGCAAAGGGCUUAACUAUGAUGCAACUGGUAAUGCUGAGCCAACAAUGAAUAAAGAAGCAAUGGCUUCUGUUGGAUUGAAGCUUGCCGAGUACCAGAAUUCUGAUGACAAUGAUUCAUUGUUUGUGACAAAGAAUCAAAACACUGAGGCAUAUACAAGUCCGAAUAAAACAUUUUUGUUUGGGAGAAAAAGUAAAAAAGUUUCAAGAGAAAAGCCUGUUAAAGCUUUCAAUAAAGCUAUUAAUAAGAAAGAAAAGGAUCGAGAAAUAUGUUGUGCUAGUUCAGAUAAGACAGCCAUGGAGGAAGUUGAUAAAGGCAAAGGAUCUUGUGAUACUGUAAAAAAUGCCAUGCACGCCCCACGUAAAACUGAUAAAGACUCAGUUGAAUGUACAGCAAACUGUAUGAAAGAAAUCAAUAGUAAUGAUCUCAUUAUAUCUCAUGCUGCUCAAAACGAUGUCAUCAAACGACCUGGAAGUGUCAAAAACCACCGUGCUCAGUAUGGAGCUGCAAAACAACAUAAAUUGAACCACCAUGGUAACAAUUCUAAAGAUCACAUAGAUAAAUAUAUCCACAACAGCGUAGAGACUAAAGAUUCAGUUGUCCAUGAUGUAACUGAAAAACAUGUUAUAACCAAUGAUCCUGUUGAAAAUAUCAAGGAGCAUUGUGAUUCAACGGGGCAAGCUUUGGGAGAAGCUAAUGCUAUUGUUUCAAAUAAUUCCAUUGAAGAUAAACCAGAAGACAAUAAAAAUACUUUUCUUGAAGAUGCUGUUGAAAAUAAACCAGACUGUACGAUGAAUAAUGAAGAUCCAAAUGGGGAAGUUAUUAAAGAAUCUAGCAAAAUGUUUGCUAAAGACACUUUUGAAAGUAUAACAGACUAUACAAUUACUAACAAAGAGUCAAAUGGAGAAGUCUUUGAAAAAGAAUCUAGCAAUGCUUUGGCUAAAGACAAUGUUAAAAGUAUAUCAACACAUAACAACAAAGAAUCAACACAGCAAGAAAUUGAAGAAGAGAGUCACAACAAUAUUGAUGGAGACAAUAUUGAAAGUAUCACAGACCGUUGUGUGAAAUAUGAAGACACAACUGGACAAAUUGUAGAAAUUCAUGUUGACACUGGAGUAGUGGAAAUUGUUCGACCAAUUGCAAUUAGGCCAGUUACACUUGAUUUUGUCCCUGUAGAAUCUGAUAGCUCUGGCAUUGAUAGCGAUGGAGAGCAUGAUGAUGAUGAGCUUGUUGAUCCUGGUAAUUGUGAUAUUCUAAAUGAUGAAGAAAGGGAUAUACAUGAAGAUGGUGACAACAGUGUUAAAGGUCCUGAAGUGAUUAUUGAUGAUAUUGAAGAUGGUGAAAAUGGGCGAGUAUAUGAUGCUGAAACUAUUGAUAUUGAAAAUAUUGAACAUGAUGCAGUCCUUCAACAAGUUGAAGAAUUUUCUAAAGGUGAACAUCAUUUGGAUGUUGAGAAACAGAUUAUUACUGAAAGUCCAAAUGAUACAAAAAAGCAUAACGAGGAAUGUAACUAUAAGGAUGGUGCUAUGAGACAAGAUGAAAAUAAAAAACACAUUAUUGAUAAGGAUCCCAUACGUAAUAAUGACUCAGAUUUGGAUCAGCAUGAAGAUCAGAAUGAUGUAGAUAAUAGAAACAAACUUAAACCUGGUGGAAUGAUUUAUUCAGAUAGUUUGGAUACUGUGAUUGAGGAAUCAGAUGUUACAAAUGAGGCUGAUUCACCUGUUGCGGAUAAUAAUGAGGGAAAAUUCCACCAACAAUCUGACAAACAAUCUCUAUGUAAAACCUCGGUACAUUUAUUCCUUGACAAAGCAGACAAAGAAGAUAAAGCUGAAAAUGAUGCCACACCAAAUGAAUACAAUUUAGAUGGAAAAAACAAGGAUACUAUAAACCCAAAAGUGACUGAUAAAACGAUUGCUGUUUUAUUAGAUUCUCCUUUGUAUAUGGACUGCUCUGUAUCUGAUUGUAGGGAUAGCGUCGUAGUUUCUUUGAUAUCGGUUCAGUCCGGACAACAUCCAGACCCAAGCAAACAAUCGAGUCAUGUCCAAGCUAAUGACAAAAGUACUGAAAUGAAACCAUCAAAGGAUAUAAAACCCGGAGAUGAGAAUAUCAUAAAUCCAAAUGCUGAGAAUGACAUUGUUGAUAGCAUUAAGAACAAAUUGAACGAAUUGAGUUCUCAAGGUAGUGAGGUGAGCACAAAGGAGGACAUGGAAGUUUCGAAGAUAACAAAAUCACGAUCUACAUCCCGAUCAGUGUCUCCUGGGUCACAUGACAGUGCAAAUGUUUGGAAAAUCAAUUUUUCGCAAGCGUCACAGGAGUACAUCAAUCAGCAUCUUUUCCGUCAACGAUCUCGCAGUCGUGAUCGUGAUAGCUUGGAGCGUGUUAAACGUGAUAGAUCACAUUAUCAUAAGGAUACAACCAAAUCACCAAGAUUAUCAAGGAAAUGUGCAGCUGAAGCUAAAAAGAAAAGUUCGGAUAAAACAAGACUAGAUUUGGGAAAUGAAGAAAAGGUUGAAGUGGUCGUAGAGAAAAAGGGAAAAAGGUAA
Owenia fusiformis is the source of this 3294-nucleotide messenger RNA. Lineage: Eukaryota; Metazoa; Annelida; Polychaeta; Sabellida; Oweniidae. The record is from the annotation of a GenBank genome assembly.